AAACACUAUAUGUGAAGACUGGUGAAUGGGAACAUUGAUUUCUGAAGUGGCCUGGAGAGGACAAAUGCUUGGUGUUUUCCUAAGAUGCUGUUGAAGUAGUCUUUGCCGCUGCUUUCCUUCACUUAGUCAAAGCUCUUCAUAACAUGGGCUGCAUGAAAUCAAAGCAAACUUUCCCAUUUUCCACCACAAUUGAGAGUGAGAAGAGGCCUGCAAGUCAAGAAAGCUUUAUGCCUGAAGAGAGAUUUCUACCCAGGAUACCUUCUCUAGUUAACAUCAAAGAGGAAGUGAAAGAACCCCCAGGGCCUGAAAUUGUGGUGUCCGAAUUUGCACACCGCCUGUCCCAGGAAAUCCUGACUGAUGCCUUGCAGCAGUGGGCAGGCAACAACAUCAAGUACUAUGACAUCCCGUAUAUUGAGAGUGAUGGGCCUUGAUGCUGCAUGGAGGAGGAUGACACUUUCUUGAAUUGUGGAUAAAGUUGGUGCUAGUUUAAAUACACAAAACAAUAGCAAAAACUGGUGUGAAUAAAUACAGAUAACUCCAUCUGGUAUUAAAAAAAAAAAUCUAUGAUAGCAUCAAGAGUCUAAGAAUACCUAAAAUGAAAAGUUCUAUGUUCA
This is a messenger RNA of Phacochoerus africanus (Common warthog), 614 nucleotides long. RefSeq names its product chromosome 3 C2orf88 homolog (gene AKAP19). The record is from RefSeq and is a predicted model, not a curated record. Gene Ontology annotation, molecular function: protein kinase A regulatory subunit binding. The coding region runs from base 144 to 431 and encodes 95 amino acids. NCBI's taxonomy places the organism in Eukaryota, Metazoa, Chordata, Mammalia, Artiodactyla, Suidae. The transcript has a single exon.